UGGGGCAGGAUACGAUAAGGAGCGCUGCGACUGCGAGGAUCGGCUUGCGUAUGCGGCAGCCUGAGCCAUGUGCUAUCUAUCUAUUAAAGCAUGCGGUCCAGCGCUGGAGCGACGGAUCCUCAGGUCUUAAGAGUUAACUUUCACUCGGACACUCUAUACUAUACUCUCUACAUCGACCGUACCAGACAGACAAGAUGACCACCGCACGUCGCCCUCCCCCGGCCUACCAGGCCUCUUCCGACUCCGCGAUCUACGCGACCUCAAAGCUAUACCGCUCUAUCUCCGAGACGGCGAGCUCACCCUCGCAGCGCACCCUCGAAUCGUCGUUCACGAUCCGUCCCUGCUCGGGCCAGGCCUGGGUCGUACCAGCGGGACAUAUCUGCCGUCUGACGACGCCGAAGGGACCGCAGGUGGGCGACCUGAAUAUCUGGAACGCCAACAACCCGCGCGAACGACUCUGGGCGGCGCGCACGCGCCAGAUCCACGCGUCUCACGUCUCUGUCGGCGACCGUUUGUGGUCGAACCUGCCGUACCUGCGGCCUCUGGUCUCGAUCACGGGAGACUCGCUGGCAGGCGGCCAGCUGCAUGAGGUUCUGGAUGAGAGUGGCGCCCGGAAGGAGGGGAAGGGGUUCGGAACGACGCAAUUCGGAGGCCGGGUCCACGAUCUGCUGGGUACGCGGUGCGAUCCGUAUGUUAACCUGGUCAUGGGGGGAGAGAGCUUCGACUACCACUGCCACUCGAACCUCACCCGGGCGGUUGUGCCGUAUGGGCUGAACGAGCUGGACGUGCACGACGUGCUCAAUGUUUUUCAGGUGACGGGGCUCACCGAGGAGGGGAAGUAUUUCAUGGAGACGUCGCCCGCGAAGCCGGGGGAGUAUUUCGAGUUCUUUGCUGAGGUCGACGUGCUGUGUGCGCUGUCGGCGUGUCCGGGAGGUGACCUGUCGAACUGGGGCUGGGAGGAGAAGGCGGACAUGGGCGCUACCACCCGUCCUCUCGGGGUGGAAGUGUACCAGCUGGCUGAUUCUAAAGUGCUGGAGGGAUGGACGGCGCCGGAGAGUCCGAAGUACGCGGGCAUGCACGGGAUGAAGAUGCCGCAGAGAGAACAGGACGGGUCGGGCCAUGUUGGGCUAUAGUCGCAUAGCAUGUGUCUAGUAAUCAAUCAAUAUGAAGAAC
This is a messenger RNA of Aspergillus heteromorphus CBS 117.55, 1173 nucleotides long. Its product is annotated as urea carboxylase-associated family protein. The record is from RefSeq and is a predicted model, not a curated record. The transcript has 2 exons. The coding region runs from base 195 to 1133 and encodes 312 amino acids. Lineage: Eukaryota; Fungi; Ascomycota; Eurotiomycetes; Eurotiales; Aspergillaceae.